ACAGAAUUGGGCUUACUUGGUUGCGCCUGGUGCCCAUUCCAAGUUUGUUCCUGUAUUCUGGGCGAAUGCGAAGGCUCAUGUCACGCGGCUAUUAGAAUAAAGUCACUUCCCAGUUACUUGACUCUCUCUCUAUUCUUUUCCGCCAUUCCUAACCCUACAAGCUUCGUCUCGUAAAGAAAAUUCCAAAGCUCAACAGAGAAAAUGAGGACAGUGCUUUCGCGCUUGAUCCAUUCCACGCCUUCCAUUUCCAGGAUCAAUGCCACGGUAGUGUCAAUCAGCGGGAGAAAUCUCUUCUUUAAAGUUGAAGAAGCAGAGACUGUAAAUGUGGCUCCACAUCUCUUCUUUACAUUUGAAGAAAAUGGGCCUCCACCCCCAACGGAAAAGUUGGUUGUGUUUGGAGGCAAUCGGUUUGUUGCAAAACACAUUUUUAGAGAAGCCCUAGAUCGUGGCGAGUCUGCUGGGUGUCCUACCAGGUCUGGUAGGUCAUCCCUGCAUGAUUCCUGGGCUAGGAAUUUUUAUUGGUAUAAAGGGAAUCUCUUUUCAACUGAUUCAUUGACAGAAGCUCUGAAUGGGGCCACUGCUGUUAUCUCAUUUAUGGGUGGUUUUGGCUCCAACAUCAAAGCUAUUAGAGCAGCUUCAGAUCAAGGUGUUAAAAGAUUUGUCUAUAUCUCUACUGCUGACUUUGGUGUAGUAAAUGACUUACUGCAGGGCUAUAAUAUAGGAAAGAGAGCUGCUGAAACAGAGCUUCUGAACAGAUUUCCAUUUGGAGGAGUAAUUCUGAGGCCAGGAUUUUUUUAUGGGACUCGAAGAGUUGGAUCUCCAUUGGAAAUGGUUCUCCCACCACUUGUUGGGCCUCUGAUGACGACAGCUCCUGUCAAUGUUACUGCGGUGGCAAAAGUUGCUGUUACAGCUGCUACUGCUACUGAUCCUGUAUUUCCCCCGGGGAUCAUUGAUGCCUAUGGAAUACAACGUUUACUGUCAGAAUAUAUCUAACUAGAAUUAUCUUUCUUUUGUUUUCUGGGUAAAUCUAAUUUGAGGCGAUUUGCUUCUGAAUAUCCGUGUUUUACUAUUAUUGUUAAACUGAGAAUAUUUCUCCAUACCAAAUCCUUGAAAGAAUAAAAUCUGAAAGUGCGUGCGUGCAUGUAGCCAUA
Molecule: messenger RNA, 1151 nt
Organism: Glycine soja
Lineage: Eukaryota; Viridiplantae; Streptophyta; Magnoliopsida; Fabales; Fabaceae
Exons: 10
Coding region: 202-993 (263 amino acids)
Cellular component (GO): mitochondrion
Molecular function (GO): protein-containing complex binding
Source: RefSeq, a predicted model, not a curated record